Messenger RNA from Aureobasidium vineae, 1806 nucleotides. The record is from the annotation of a GenBank genome assembly. Lineage: Eukaryota; Fungi; Ascomycota; Dothideomycetes; Dothideales; Saccotheciaceae.
AUGAUAUCCGGACCACUCUCCCUGUUCUUCCUGCUCAUCGCUCUUGCUGUCGCUAAUGAUGUCGGUCCCAGCUACAGUUCACUGACUGACGCAAACACCUGGGAGACCAAAUAUGGCCCCUACCCCUUCCACUCGUACCGAUCAGCCAACAUCACUUCUCCUGCUGUGAGAAAGGCUGUCGACUCGUCGCAAUGCUAUGACGACAACUACAUCUUCCUCUCUCCAAGAGGCUUUCGCGUUCCGAACCCUGCCGUCACCAUCAUCGAUAACCACGGAAAGCUCGUUUGGUCGCAAAACGUCAAAGGGCAGGCAUACAACCUCAAAGUUCAAGAGUAUAAGGGAGAACAAGUCUUGACAUACUGGGUCGGCGAUGACGCUGUCGGUGGACAUGGAGAAGGCUAUUUCUAUGUCCUCAACAACAAGUACGAGGAGAUUGCCCGCAUCAGAGGUGUCAACAAUCUGCGUGCCGACCUUCACGAGUUGACCAUCACUCCUGCCGGCACUGCUCUGAUCACCUUCUACCAAAUCUACCCGCUCAAACAACCUGGCGUCUUCAGGAUCACGGAUACCGUCUACAUCUGGGACUGCCUGUUCCAAGAAUUCGACAUUGCAUCCCAGAAACUCAUCUUCGAGUGGAGGGCGUCUGAGCAUCAUCAGCUCAACGAGUCUUAUGCACCUCUUGGUGGAGAGGGUCUCAGCUUAGAUCACCCUUAUGACUGGUAUCACAUCAACAGCGUUCAGAAAGAUGACCUCGGCAACUAUCUCGUCUCUGCCCGCUUCACCUCGACAAUCACCUACAUCAGUGGUCAAACUGGCGCCAUCAUCUGGAUUCUAGGCGGAAAGCGCAAUUCUUUCUCUGAUCUGAGCAACGGUCACGCGACAAACAUGCAGUACCAACAUCUCGCUCGCUUCACACCUCUGACUACAUUUCCUACCUUGAUGGCCAAGGAGAUUGCCGACCAUGGAAAGAAAGUGCACAAACACGGUAUCACCAAGCAGUUGCUUACAUUCUUCGACAACGGCAUCCCACCACGCCCGGCUCGAGGCCUCAUCCUCGAAUUGACAUAUCCCAGUCCAGGUGUCAACACCAACACACCUCUGACUGCGAAACUCAUCAAAUCAUACGAACAUCCUUUACACAUCGACUCUGUCUCUCAGGGAUCCCUGCAACUCGUCAGCUCAAACCUCACUACUGCCUCCGAUCCUCACAUCCUACUCGGGUUUGGCUGGCAAGGAACAUGGACUGAAUACCUUGCUGACGGCACCUUGCUUUGCGACUCGCGCAUCGUUGUCGAGAAAGCCAUGAACAGCCCUGGCAAAGGUUACGUGCAAUCAUACUCAGUACUCAAGUACCCCUGGAAGGCGUUGCCGCAUUAUGCCCCUAUUGCGGUUCCUGGCAAAGACAAGACUUCUGUCUUUGUAAGCUGGAACGGCGCUACAGGCGUUUAUGCUUGGAGGCUUAGUUUCAUGGUAGAGGAUAACUUGCAGGUGCAUAGGAAGAUCCUGAAAGAAGGCUUUGAGACUGAGAUUGAUCUCCCUCACCCGAAUGGCGUGGAGAAGAAAUUGAUCAGGUAUGUGGUUGUCGAGGCCUUAGAUGAGGAUGGUAUUGUGCUUGGUAAGACGGACAUAGUGGAUAUGUGGGCGAAAGGGAUGGUGAGUAGAAUCACUCAGAUGGCGCCUGUGGGGAAUAGUAUUGUGUCGCUGCUUGGACUUGUUUUUGUCAUUGCCGUUGUACUUUUCGUCGCUGACCGAGUGGUCAAGUCGAAGAGAAGUGGCUUGGCAUAUCAGAAGUUGAGACGGCAUUGA